Molecule: messenger RNA, 1668 nt
Organism: Peronospora belbahrii
Lineage: Eukaryota; Oomycota; Peronosporomycetes; Peronosporales; Peronosporaceae
Source: the annotation of a GenBank genome assembly
AUGUGCCUUCGUGGCGCUUCUACCCCUUCUUUCUCUUCUGCUAAUGGUACUUGGUGUCCGGAAUUCUAUCCUACACGUACUGAGUUCCAGUCAUUUACUACCUACAUUCGUACAGUCGUCGAGCCACAAUGUGCCAGUAUUGGUCUUUGUAAGAUAAUUCCACCGCGUGGUUGGUUCAGUCGUUCCUAUGACGUCUCGGAACUAGAUUGUCACGUUUCCGCUCCUGUUUGUCAGCAUGUUGCUGGUAAAAAGGGUAUUUUUAAUGUGGAUCUAGUAGAGAAGAGAACUAUGAGUCCAUUGGAGUUUAAAACCAUGACAGAGAGUGCGACGGAGAAAGAACCGGAAGGUGAUCCAUUGGAAAUUGAAAGAAAGUUUUGGAAAGGACUGCGAGGAACAAUGGAUCCACCAAUUUAUGGAGCAGAUAUUGUAGCUUCACUGUUUGGCGAUGCAGCUGCAUCAUCAUGGAAUUUAAAUCAUCUUCAUACUAUUCUACGUAAAAUUGAUCUUCCUGGCGUAACGCAAGCGAUGUUGUAUUUUGGCAUGUGGAGAGCAAUGUUUGCAUUCCAUACGGAAGACAUGGAUUUAUACAGCAUUAAUUACUUGCACACAGGAAAGCCCAAGUUUUGGUAUGGUGUUCCUCCUGAUGCUGCCUCGCAGCUAGAGAGAGCUGCGCAGUCAAUGUUUCCCGAGAAGUAUCACGAAUGCCACCAGUUCCUACGUCACAAGACGUCCAUGAUUUCGCCCACCAGGUUGAGAGAGUUUGGUGUACCAUUUUAUCGGGCAUAUCAGAAACCAGGCGAGUUUGUGAUAACCUUUCCAGCAACAUAUCACCAGGGAUUCAAUUUUGGUUUUAACAUCGCCGAAGCUGUUAACUUUGCGACGCUGCAUUGGGUUCCAUAUGGAUUGAGAGCUAAGGUUUGCAAGUGUCUGCCUGACAGUGUAAGGAUUGAUAUGGAUUCUUUCCUUACCCAGCUGUUUGAAGAGCCUCCGUGUAGCCCGGAACUCUUGGGUGAAGACCCGUGGAUCUUUAGCUGCAAGUGCAACAAGUAUUGCAGCAGUAGCAGCCCUCAAGCUGUAAUAGAGGAACAAUGGUUUGAAUGUUCGAAGUGCAAAAUAUGGGCCCAUGUUCGUUGUAUUCACCCUGAUCUCGCUGCAAUGGCAGCUGAUGAUCUGCCUCAGUCGCUACUGUGUCAUCGUUGUGUCACUUGGGAAACUGGACGAACCCCGUGCGCUUUGUCUAGUGGCAGAGCUGGGCGUCGAAGUGGCACCGCGUUAAAGAGUGCGACCCAUGGCAGUCUGAAGCGAAAAAAAGAAGUCAUGGUUAGCUCCAAGAAGAAACAAUCGGCCAAAGUUCCAGCUUCUGCAUUCAAGUUGUCACCAUUAAAGAAGAAGAAUAAAGUCACGUCAAAGGUUAAUCAAGCUCGUGCAACGACACCUACAAGUGUAUCAAAGGAUGGAGGUGCUGUUUGCAAGUAUCUAACGAUUAAAGGUUCGACAAUUCGUUUUGAGGACACUGAGGCCAAAGUUGUGGCAGUGGAAGGCAAGUUUAUUCGUGUACAUUACAAGGGCGAGUCUGUAGAUAAUGACGAAUGGCUACCAAUAAAUUCGAGGGAAUUACGACGACGAAUUGUAGCAGUGGAACCGCCCAAAUUAAAAGAUUUGCGAUAA